This is a messenger RNA of Rana temporaria (common frog), 7289 nucleotides long. RefSeq names its product glutamate ionotropic receptor NMDA type subunit 2D (gene GRIN2D). Gene Ontology annotation, molecular function: NMDA glutamate receptor activity; transmitter-gated monoatomic ion channel activity involved in regulation of postsynaptic membrane potential. The coding region runs from base 102 to 4217 and encodes 1371 amino acids. Gene Ontology annotation, cellular component: plasma membrane; postsynaptic density membrane; NMDA selective glutamate receptor complex. Gene Ontology annotation, biological process: excitatory postsynaptic potential; long-term synaptic potentiation; monoatomic ion transport. The transcript is spliced from 12 exons. The record is from RefSeq and is a predicted model, not a curated record. Lineage: Eukaryota; Metazoa; Chordata; Amphibia; Anura; Ranidae.
AUAUCCUAAUUUUACACUUCAUAUUUUGUUUCCUGAGUGCAACCUGCCUUAUUCAUAAUCCUUACUUGUGUUCUCUGUUCUUUUUCCUAUACAUAGAGUGGAUGCCAAAACCCUUCGAGAUGUGUUUUCCACCAGCUAUCAACACUGCCUUUGUGCCCGCUGCUGCUAGGAUGCUAUUUCUGAUGGCCCUGGCAUGCGCCAGCCCUUUUCUAGAAUUUCGAGAAGAAGAACCUGCAAGAUCUCUUAACGUGGCCAUAAUUUUUAGCGGUACCUCUUACCAACCGAAGAAUGCCAGCUUUGAACCCUCAGCUUUCCGCAAUUUUUCUAUGGAAGUGAAUCCAGUUUCAGUAAUACUUAAUGACACAAACCCUCGCAGCCUUAUCCUGCAAAUAUGUGAUGUUCUGUCCAGCCUGCGCAUUCAUGGCAUUGUUUUUGAAGAUGAUACAAGAACAGAGUCUGUGGCUCAGAUACUGGACUUUAUUUCUGCACAAACAUCCAUGCCCAUCAUUGGAAUUAAUGGAGGAUCUGCAAUUGUGCUUACACCAAAGGAAAAAGGUUCAACCUUUCUGCAGCUGGGAGCAUCCACAGAGCAGCAACUUCAAGUCAUCUUUGAGGUGUUGGAAGAAUAUGAUUGGACAGCAUUUGCGGUUAUUACUACUCUAUUUCCUGGCUAUGAAGACUUUGUGGAUUACAUUGAGCUACUUACUGACAGCAGUUUUAUUGGCUGGGAAAAUCGAGGUAUUCUUACCCUCAAUCUGACUGAUGAUCCCAAUGGUGCCAAACUCAAGAGGCAACUGAGAGAGAUAACGGUGCAAGUACGUCUUCUGUACUGUUCUAAGGAUGAAGCAGAUGGGGUUUUCAAGGCUGCUCGUGAAGCUGGAUUGACUGGACCGGGUUACAUAUGGUUUAUGGUGGGAACCAACUUGGGUGGUACAGAUUACAUGCCCGAGCAUUUGCCUGUGGGUUUGUUUACAGUUUUGUCUGCUGGAUGGAAAGAUGACAUACUCCGUAGAGUCCAAAAUGGAGUUGCAAUCAUUGCAAAAGGGGCAGAGGCGCUAUACAAAGACUUUGGAUUCAUACCAGAAUUUAACAAUGAUUGUAGAGCACCAAACCGUACACAUGGGAAUGAAAACCUACACAGAUAUUUCAUGAACAUCUCCUGGGGAGGAAAGGACUUCUCAUUUAAUGAAGAUGGGUACCUCAUCAAUCCUGCACUGGUGGUGAUUGCUCUCAACAAGGAGAGGAACUGGGAGGUGGUUGGAAUCUGGGAACAUGGUGACCUAAGGAUGAAAUACCCAGUGUGGUCUCGUUAUGGGAAGUUUUUGCAGCCGGUGGACGAUGAUCAGCAUUUAACUGUGGCAACACUAGAAGAGCGACCAUUUGUAAUUGUUGAAAGCGUGGAUCCUGCAACUGGAACCUGCAUUCGAGAUUCUGUGCCCUGCCGCAAGCAGCUCAACAAGACAGACAAUCAUAUAACAGACCCCAUUAUAUUUGUAAAGCAAUGCUGUAAGGGAUUCUGCAUAGAUAUUCUUAAACGCCUCGCAAAAACCAUUGGCUUUACAUAUGACCUUUAUCUUGUGACCAAUGGCAAGCAUGGGAAGAAAAUCGAGGGAGUAUGGAAUGGAAUGAUUGGAGAGGUGUUUUACCAGCGUGCUGAUAUGGCCAUUGGUUCGCUUACAAUAAAUGAAGAACGAUCUGAGAUUAUCGACUUUUCAGUGCCCUUUGUGGAAACAGGAAUAAGCGUAAUGGUCUCCAGGAGCAAUGGAACUGUGUCCCCAUCAGCAUUUUUAGAGCCAUACAGUCCCGCUGUCUGGGUCAUGAUGUUUGUCAUGUGUCUUACCGUGGUUGCUGUGACUGUUUUCAUCUUCGAGUAUUUCAGCCCUGUUGGAUAUAACCGAAGCCUCUCCACAGGAAAGUGUACAGGAGGUUCAAAGUUCACUAUUGGCAAGUCCAUCUGGCUACUCUGGGCUCUGGUUUUUAACAAUUCUGUGCCAGUGGAAAACCCAAAAGGUACCACAAGUAAAAUAAUGGUUCUCAUCUGGGCAUUCUUCGCAGUAAUAUUUCUGGCCAGCUACACUGCCAAUCUGGCUGCUUUUAUGAUCCAGGAGGAGUAUGUGGAUACCGUGUCGGGACUCAGCGAUAAAAAAUUUCAGAGACCCCAUGAGCAGUACCCACCUUUGAAGUUUGGUACAGUACCCAAUGGGAGCACAGAGAAGAACAUUCGGAGUAACUACCCAGACAUGCACGCCUACAUGAUUAAGUACAACCAGCGACAUGUAGAAGAUGCUCUACAGAACCUGAAAACAGGGAAACUGGAUGCAUUUAUUUAUGAUGCGGCAGUGCUGAACUACAUGGCUCGAAAAGAUGAAGGAUGUAAACUGGUGACCAUCGGCAGUGGAAAAGUCUUUGCCACGACAGGUUAUGGCAUUGCUCUGCAGAAAGGUUCCAAGUGGAAACGCCCUAUUGAUCUUGCAUUGCUGCAAUUUCUAGGAGACGAUGAGAUUGAAAUGCUGGAAAGGCUUUGGUUAUCAGGAAUUUGCCACAAUGACAAGAUUGAAGUGAUGAGCAGCAAGUUAGACAUUGACAAUAUGGCGGGUGUUUUCUACAUGCUCCUUGUAGCAAUGGGAUUGAGUUUGCUUGUGUUCGCAUGGGAGCAUCUUAUAUACUGGAAGUUACGUCACUGCAUGAGACAUUCUGGGAGACUCGACUUCUUGAUGGCAAUUAGCAGGGGCAUGUAUAGCUGUUGCAGUGCUGAGGAUCCAAAGGCUAUAGACCAACAACUUCCAACUUUAAAUCAUUGCUAUCCACCACAAAGAAUACCAGCCCUAUCAAAUUCCAUUGCUCCACCUCCACCACCAUCUGCUCCUUUACCAUGUUCCAACUUUUUGCCACGGGAAAGGAGGAUAGUUGAGAGGUGGCGACAUGCUCGCAGCCCUAACUGCUACAAAGAUAUGUAUACUCCAACUCGGUCUGCCCUUGACCCCAGCAGUAAGGUAGCUCCCCCUCGCCAUUCUCAUAAGAACACAUUUUCUGAUGGAUUUCAUAGGUAUUAUGGUCCUAUUGAGCCUGAAGGUCUCUCUGAUCAUCUAGUGGAGUCUGGACAAGCUUUUAGCAAAGACAAAAAGAUGGCACCCUGUCAGAUGUCACCUCCAACUCAAAGAGACUUCCUAGAAAACCCACCAUCUUAUUUUGCCAUUGUGCGAGAAAAAGAUGCUCCAGAACCACCAGGAUGGCAGUCAAAAGUUUCACGAGGUCUUUAUGAAAACUACCAAACAGGAAAGGAAAGGACUCCAAAGUCUACAGGUGGGGCACGGGGUAGUCGAACACCUGAAACAGCAGCAAAAAAGUUUGACCACUUGGGCAGUAGUUAUCAAAAGAGCACAUGUGAAAUGGAAUGUGAGGUAUAUAGUGGUGGAGGUCAGAAUCCUAGCACAAAUCGUCCCAACAAAGCCAGUGUGGAGGUAUGUGAUGGAACCCAUUAUGGCGGUCAUUCAAGGUUUACUUAUGAAGAUGAGAGAAGUUGUGGAAGAGAUUGUCAUCAUCGUCGAGAGGAAAUGGAAAUGGAAUCCCAACCCCUACUGCAUAAAAAAUCGAAUCGGUCUCAUAUGUGCAGGAGCCAUUCUCACCCUCUUGUUAUGAGCCCCAGCAAAAACAAAUAUGUUGAUCUUUCAGAUUCCGAUUCAGAUGUGUGUGAGAGGGAACCACCAUGUGUGAAAUCUGACAUUGGACACAACUGUUGGUACUCACCAAACUACUUCUGCACAUACCCAUCUAGAGAACGAGAAACAUCCUCUGCACCUAGAAAACCAAUGAGGUACUGGUCAGUCGAUAAGAUUGGUAAACAUCGCCAGUUGAGCAAAGAUUAUCUUCCAGCCACUUGCCAUGGUUCAUGCUAUUGCAAUAGUUUGGAAGUGUUGCAACCACACUGCCACAAGGAGCCAAGAUACGUCAGCUGCUCGGAUGAAAAGCUUGAAAGGCGAUUAGAUUGGGAACACUUACGUGGAGGUCACUGCUCUUUCCUCCACCACCAUCACCAUUCUUGUGACUUAGCCCCCAUACAUCCCACUUCCCGCAGUUUGGAGGACCUAAGCAGAUGUCAUCUGAGGUGUCACAGACACAUCUUUUCUCCAGAAUGCCAACCUAGGUCAAGUCAUAGUGGAACCCUUUAUAAAAGAAGGGGGUCUGCACACUUCUCUAGCUUGGAGUCUGAAGUAUGACUAGAGGAGGAACCAACGCAUUUGAAGACCACCUAUGUUUAAUGUUGGGAAACAUAUCUAUGUUCUAUAUAAGUUGAAACCAAAACUUAUAAUAAACUCAGAUACAGUUAUGAAAGACUUCAUGUUUAUGUGGGCCAUAUUAUUAGAUUACAAAACUGAACUAGAAUUUCCUAAGUAAACACCAAGAAUAUUUUUGAUUGCAAAGUUCAACUGCAGCUUUGCAUAAAGUGGAAGAUGUUUUCCAAGAACCUUAUGUUUAAUACCUUCUGGCUGGACCAGCAGAAUGACCCAUUUGUAACCAGGUUGUGGAGAAAAGUGCGCUGAAAAAACAGGAUAGUUCAACCAGCAUCAUAAAAAGGUCAUCUUGAAGGCCACGUAGCCUAUUGUCAUCGAUCUGUUUGCUCAGUGUACUGGGGACAUUGAGAUUUGGUACAAAAGUGUGUGAGGGGUGGAAUGAAAUUAAGGAAAUUGAAAUUGUGGACACCAUUUUAUUAGACUUUCCUGCUUUUACUUUUGACGAAAUGUUAAGGGCUUAUUUAAACAUUUGUAACACUUUUAAGCACACUGCAAUAGAUACAUAGUUGUGACUAGAUACUAUUAGUAAACUUAUAUAAUUAUUUAGUCAUAGUAUUCUUAGAUAAACUUUUCUUUUCUCUGUUAUUUCUCAGCCAAGACAAGAAAAGUCAUUCGGCUGCAUUGUGCUUCUUAGCUUCAGAACUGACAUUUUAAUGUAUAAUAUCAAAUAUAUAAAGUAAGAUAUGUUAGUUGUAAAGAUUCUUUUUUAUAUAUAUUUUCAUUUUUAAUUUGGAGACAAAACUGUGAUAUAUAUCUAUAUAUAAAUCCUAAGAGGAAGAUCCAAGAUUUUAAAAAGCCCUAAGUUCCUUCAAAAUCACAGUACAUAUUUUAGUUUUUACAUCUUGUAAACACUGUAGCAUUGUUAUUGUUAGGGUAAUAAGACUACUGUUGUCUAGUUUUUGAAAGGCAAGUUGCAGUCUUGAUGGAAUUGUUCUUUUAUUUUUAUUUUUGUCAACCAUGAAACAGCAGUUGAGUAGACAAGAGAGAUUAUUGUCAUUCAGUCUGGUAGAAUUCAAAGCCAUUGGCUUUUUCAGGUGAAUCCUCUGACUUUGUGCUAGUAGUCCCCUACCAGUAGCUCAUGGAGCCAAAUGUGGCUCUUAACUUCAGUUGAUGCUUACAGUAGCAGUGGAUACUCUGUACUUGCCUGCUCAAGAAUUUGUGUACCAUACACAUUAUACAGGGUGCAUUAUACAGGGUGCAACCCAGGCAGAAAAUGUGUACAUUAAACAGAAUCAGUCACCUCCUAAAAAAACAAUAGAGUCAUAGCACUUAGUGCACAGGUGACAUGCUAUGCUUGCUCUUUUCCUCUUCUACCUGAAGGAGGGGCAAAUAAAUCCAAACAAACAAAUCCAAUUAUGUACUAUGCAUAUUCUGCCUGUGUUCAGGUUCUCAGGUGAUGAGGGCCAUUGUCAAUGCAGCUGAAUACAUUCAGCUUCACUGAUACAAAACUCAUUCUUAUAGUGCACACUUUCCAGUACACAUAUAGGCAGAAUAUGUUACCAGAAUUUAGCACAAAUAUAGUAGGGUUGAUGUACUCCACUGAAUUUUUCCAAUUAUCUUAAGCAAAGAUUUCUAGAGUGCUGUUUUUACAUACCUAGUUUAAUGUCAUGUGGCUCUUAAGCUGACAGAUACAUUGGCUUCUGCUCUAUGCUCACAUUGGAGCACAUGAUUUUGUAUUCCUGCCAUUGAUUGCCUAUAUUUUUGUAGGGAGCUAAGGCUGCUCGUAUACUGAAUAUCACCCAUACUUGCACUACAGAAUGGUAAUACAUGAGCCUGAAUUAUGCAUAACAUUUGCACAUAUUUUAAGUGUAGAUAAGUGUAAUUAGAUGGGACUACAUGGUACAUUUGACUAUCCAUAAUGAAUUUCAGAAAGAUUUGCGCAUGUGUAAAUCCCUCUUAUACAAGGUACAGUUUUUACUAGACAAUAGAAAUCUAUGUAACAUCGCACACAAGCAAAUUCAUAAUUCUGUGUCCACAAUUUCUACAGCAAAUUUACAAACACAAACAUUUAUAAUGCUGCUGAAAUACUAAAAAUGUGGUAAAAAAAUGCACAUGCAAUAUUUUUGCUAUCUGUACCUGAUUUAAUUUACACUUUUAGCACUGUGACCUCCUAAGUGCCACACAAUUCAAAUGAAUGUCAGGUUUUGAGCAUAUUUGUGGGUUUGUGGGAAUUUAGAGUAUAUUUAAAGGAUUUUUUUUAAGUUUUAUUCCACCCAAAUAAAAAAGCCUAUAAUUUAGGGCUAUUUUCAGGUGUUAAUAAAAUACUUUUUCCCCCAUACUACCUUUAAAAAUGGAGUUAAAAAAUAGAACUUAGAGAUUACAUUAAGUGUCACAUUUAUUUGGAAUAAAAAAUGACCUAAAUUGUGAAGGACCCAAAUAGUCACCAAUAUUUCUUGUACUAUACUUGCAGAUGAUCUUUCACCAUUACGGACUUACUGUACUUUAUUAUGCGCUGUAUCUCGGAAUGAAGGCAGCCAUCUUGGUGGAGGCUUUGCUUUCUCAUAUCAGAGCUGUCACCCUGAUGCUUUAUGAUCUGUUAACUGGUGAGGGAUUAUUUCAGAAGCACAGACUCUAUGGUGCAGAAUCAGGGAGAUCAUUACACUGCAGCUACAUAGUUACAUAAUUAGUUGAAAAAAGACUCAAGUCUAUCCGGUUUAAUCAAUCUGUUCAACCAAGUUAAACCAGUCAGCUUCCAUGCUAUUAAAGAGAAGGAAAACCUUUAUUUUUUUUGUAAAAAAACAUCCUGAAAGGCGAAGGCAUAAUGAUCUAGUAUGCAUAGCAUACUAGCUCAUUAUGAAGUAUUUACCUGAGAUCGAAGCCCCUGCAGCGGUGCUCGGUCACCUCCUCCUUCAGUGCCAUCUCUCUACGAGUCACUUCCGCAUAUCGCGGUUCCGGCGCUAUAACAGGCCGGAGCCGCAAUGAUGUCACUCCCGUGUGCGUGUGUAUGCCGCCAAUAACGGCAUGAUCGUCGUCAGUGCGCCUGCGCGCCAUUGUCUA